This is a messenger RNA of Trichechus manatus latirostris (Florida manatee), 5362 nucleotides long. It is a transcript of the gene SLC41A1, whose product is annotated as solute carrier family 41 member 1. The coding region runs from base 1028 to 2572 and encodes 514 amino acids. The transcript has 11 exons. NCBI's taxonomy places the organism in Eukaryota, Metazoa, Chordata, Mammalia, Sirenia, Trichechidae. Gene Ontology annotation, molecular function: monoatomic cation transmembrane transporter activity. Gene Ontology annotation, biological process: monoatomic cation transport. The record is from RefSeq and is a predicted model, not a curated record. Gene Ontology annotation, cellular component: plasma membrane.
UCUGCCCUAGAUCACGUUUGCCACCGGCAGCCAACCAGUCAAGCCCAAGUCGGCGGGGAAGUAGCGAUUGGGGGCGAGUGAGCUCAGUCCCAGAGUCCCCGGUCCGGGUACCACCCUCCGCUCCGGGCCCGAAGCGGUAUAUCCUGCCCACCCCGGCCACCUCCCUCUCGUGGAAGCGGAGCGGCGGCCUCGCGGUAACACAGGCGAAAUGUAGCGAGCCGGGGGUCGCGGCUGGACGCUCGCCUUGGCUGGGGGUGUGGAGGGGAGCACGCCAGGGGCCGAGGAGGACUGCCGAGGAGGAGGAGUGAUGAGAAGAGGGGGUACCCUGCAUCCCCCGAGACCACGGGUCCUUUCUGCCAUUCGCCAGGCGCCCCCUUUCCUCCCAUGCGAGGUGCAGGUGUUCCACACAGGUUCCUGUGACUUUAAGGACCAGCGAUUUGGGGAGGUACAAGAUCUUCCCAGGCAGGGAGGAAAUCUCUGGAAGAUUCUGCCCUGGGACCAGCAAAGCCUGAGGAGCAGUGGGAAGCCCAAGGACCCCAGCAACAAGAGUGGGAAGGAGCCGCAGCGCCAGGCUGAGGUUGUGUUCUGAAAGAUUGAACUCAAGCUACUGUUCGUGGAAGAGGGGCCACCUCAAAGGGUACCUCAGACUUGGCUGGGCUUUUCUACUCUGGAUGCCCCCUCCUCUGAGGAACCUGCUGCUGAGAACCAAAGAUAAGAGGCCAGAUAACUCUCCCCUGAGCACAGCAUAGGCCGACUGGAGUCAGACGUCUGCACUCCUAGUGGCUGGCCACUGUGUCUGGUGAGGAGUUCUUGUUUCCUUCCAGCUUGUGGCUUCAGUGCUUGAUGGGGCUGCCUGUUGGUGGAUCAGCUUUUGCAGUGCCUGGUGGGAGCGGAGAGCUGUGGGAAGAGGUUCCACGGCACCCAAGCCUGAGCUCACCCCGAGACUAAGUUCUUUUCCAAGUUAGAGAGGGAGAGAGAAAGUGAAAAAAGAGAGGAGAGUGCCCCCUUCCCCUCCUUCCUACCCGUCAUGUCCUCCAAGCCAGAGCCAAAAGACGUCCACCAGCUGAACGGUACUGGCCCCACUGCCUCACCCCGCCCUGCAGAUGGCCCCGGGCGAGAACCCUUGGCCGGGACCUCGGAGUUCCUGGGGCCUGACAGCACUGGGGUCGAGGUGGUGGUGAUUGAGUCUCGGGCCAACGCCAAGGGGGUGCGGGAGGAGGACGCCCUGCUGGAGAACGGGAGCCAGAGCAAUGAAAGUGACGACGUCAGCACGGACCGUGGCCCCGCACCACCCUCCCCGCUCAAGGAGACCUCCUUUUCCAUCGGGCUGCAAGUGCUGUUUCCCUUCCUCCUAGCAGGCUUUGGGACUGUGGCUGCCGGCAUGGUCUUGGACAUCGUGCAGCACUGGGAAGUCUUCCAGAAGGUGACAGAGGUCUUCAUCCUGGUGCCUGCGCUGCUGGGGCUCAAGGGGAACCUAGAGAUGACCCUGGCAUCGAGGCUCUCCACCGCAGCCAACAUCGGGCACAUGGACACACCCAAGGAGCUCUGGCGGAUGAUCACCGGGAACAUGGCCCUCAUCCAGGUGCAGGCCACAGUGGUGGGCUUCCUGGCGUCCAUCGCAGCCGUUGUCUUUGGCUGGAUCCCUGAUGGUCACUUCAGCAUCCCGCAUGCCUUCCUGCUGUGUGCCAGCAGCGUGGCCACGGCCUUCAUCGCCUCCCUGGUACUGGGUAUGAUCAUGAUCGGUGUCAUCAUUGGCUCUCGUAAGAUUGGGAUCAACCCAGACAACGUGGCCACCCCUAUUGCUGCCAGCCUGGGCGACCUCAUCACCUUGGCGCUCCUCUCAGGCAUCAGCUGGGGACUCUACCUGGAGCUGGAGUACUGGCGAUACAUCUACCCUCCGGUGUGUGCCUUCUUCGUGGCCCUGCUGCCUGUCUGGGUGGUGCUGGCCCGGCGGAGCCCAGCCACAAGGGAGGUGUUGUACUCUGGCUGGGAGCCUGUCAUCAUUGCCAUGGCCAUCAGCAGUGUGGGAGGCCUCAUCUUGGACAAGACUGUCUCAGACCCCAACUUUGCAGGGAUGGCUGUCUUCACACCGGUGAUUAAUGGUGUUGGGGGCAAUCUGGUGGCGGUCCAGGCCAGCCGCAUCUCCACCUUCCUGCACAUGAAUGGAAUGCCGGGGGAGAACUCUGAGCAAGCCCCUCGCCGCUGCCCCAGUCCUUGUACCACGUUCUUCAGCCCUGAUGUGAAUUCUCGCUCGGCCCGGGUCCUCUUCCUCCUUGUGGUUCCAGGACACCUGGUGUUCCUCUACACUAUCAGCUGUAUGCAGGGCGGGCAUACCACCCUCACACUCAUCUUCAUCAUCUUCUACAUGACAGCUGCACUGCUCCAGGUGCUGAUUCUCCUCUACAUCGCAGACUGGAUGGUGCACUGGAUGUGGGGCCGGGGUCUGGACCCGGACAACUUCUCCAUCCCGUACUUGACAGCUCUGGGGGACCUGCUUGGCACUGGGCUCCUAGCACUCAGCUUCCAUAUUCUCUGGCUCAUUGGGGACCGAGACACGGAUGUCGGGGACUAGUUUGGUCACUCAGUCUUCUCUCCACCCCCCUGCACUUUCUAUCUGAAAUUGUUCUUUUGUUCCCAUUCCCCCCCUCCACUCCACACUCCCACCUCUUUCUGGGACUUCACUUUGAUACUGAAUUCUCAUUAUUUUCAAUGGGAAUUUUUAUACAUUGAGCCAAGUUUAUAUAGCAGGAAAUCAGGAAGGACAGAUGGACUGAGAUAAGCAGUGCAAGAGACAAUCACCAAGUGCAGUUUCAUGGUGGGUGCCUCCAGGUGGAUUGAGGCAUGGGGUAUUCUGUCUGGGAUCUGGGGACGUUUGGGUUUAGUUUUAGCAACCUCAGUCUUGGCCCUAAUGAGAAACCCUUUGUGAGUGGGCUCUGGUUUUUGGUUUCUUCUUUCCUUUUUUUUUUUUCUUUUUCCUUGUUGAACAGAAGGAGAAAUAUCACUGCCCCCAACACAUGCUCUUCUAGAAGUGGACCAAUCUCAAAGCACUGGGCAGGAGACAACUGCUUCUGGCCACCUAUAAUCCUAGCCCUAUCCUCUGCCCUAUGGACUUAGGCCCUCCUGUGCUUAGAAAGAGUAAGGUGGACUGACUAGGCAAAUUGUGGACAUGCCUCUUACCUGACUGCCUGAUAAACACCACCAACCCUUCCUCUGAUCUUUGUCCAGUUGAUGCCACAUCCCGGAGGAAUGAGCAGUGGCCUGGUCCCCCCAUUGACCCAAGUCCACCCAUAGGUUUGCCAAGAUCCACAUUCUCCCCAGGCCCAAAGGACUGAUUAUUUGUUUCUGUUCAACCUUCAUCUCUAAAAUGUCUCUAAGCACUACUUUCCCCAGAGCUUGCUAGGUUGGAUUCCGAAAUUAGGGACUGAGUGUGGAGAUGUGGAGUAUGAUUGGGAGGUUGAGGGCAACCAGGGGUGAUUAAUUGCUGCUGUUUCUCCUAAGGACAUAAUCAUGUGUAGUCACCUUGGACUCUGUCACAUCCUAAAACCACUUAUUCUGUCAUGUCAUGGAAGUGAGAUUUCCUCUUCCUUGCCUUCUGCCCACAAACAUCGUUCAUUCAGUCACUCAUUCAACACAUACACAGCCUCCUCCAAGGUGAGCUUUUCUCAAGGCAUGAUCUGAAACAUUCAUUGAGCAAUAUUUAUUGAGUGCCUACUAUGUGUUAGGUACUGUGUGGGGCACUGACAGUCUAGUCGUAAGGGAAACACAGCUCCAACUUCGUCUCAUUCCCCAGAUUACGAAGGCAGUGAACCCCUUUCAAUCUGACAGUUUCCUCGUAAGUGUUUGAGUCUAUAUCACCAGGCCAGGUUCUGCCUCUUCCUCCUUCUUAGAUCCCACCUCUGCAAUGCUGACCACGAGAGCCCUUAGCCCCAUUUCUCAACCAAUGGUCAUUUCCCGAAACUACCCUGCCUUCCUCUCCCUUACUGCCACUUCUCCUCACCAGGCACCCAAAACAGGAUUCAGAACUAGUGGGCUGGACAUCAACCAGCUGUGUCUACUCUUCCCUGCCUGGCAUAAGAUGAGGAGGAAGCUGGAACCUCUGCAUCUUCCCCCAUAUAUUCCUCUGAACAGAUUGGAAAUUUGCCCACACUCACACGUGUACAAAUCUGGGCAUUUGGGUGCAGGCCUUUUCUAGCCUUUCUGUUAGAAGUCUCCCCUCUGUAGCUAAAGGUCCCACCUCCAAGGGAAGGCUUAGGCAAUGACCCUAUCUCCUAUCAAUGCCAUGCCUUCACCCAGGGACUUGCCCGAUACCUCCUGAGACUCUUCUCUCCCUCCAUUCCCGCCCACGCCACCUUGUGGAGUCGUAGAACCUUGGAACUGAAAGGCAUCUUAGAGGUUAUCUGCUAGAGUUGUGUCUGACGGAGUUAAUGAACAGCAGCCUGGGCUUGUUUCUGCUCUUCCCUCAGGCCUUCUUUCAUCUUGUCCUCAACCUCAAAACACACUUGCACACAGACUUUUCUUGUACAGGCACCAAAACCAACUCCUCUCGCCCUGAGACUGUGCCCUAUGAUCUUCAGGCCCCCUCCCCCAGUCACUCCCCUCCCCAUCUCUGCAGUUUGGCCAGGCUGUCCGGAGGACUGUGAAAUGUCCUUUGUCUAAAAAGCAGAAAGGUAGGCGUGCCCCAGGUCCAGAGUGUGUGAGCAGAAAGGGGACUGGGGCGAGGGGGAGAGAAAAUGACUUCCAUGGAAGACUCAUUUCUAUUCCCGAUUGCACAAACUCCAUGUACUUUUGGCCUGGCCGCAAGGAGGGAUAUUGGUUUACUCUUGUAUCCUUAAAAAGUUACAGAACUGUAUCUUAAGAGAAUUAUUUAUAGUUACUAUAACUGAAUUGACAAAUGUCAACUGAUAAAUUAUAUUUGGUAAAAUAAAGAGGACGUUUAUUUAGGUGGUUGGUGGUUCCUGUGUGCCUCUUCAGAAAGUCACAUCCACUCUUGUGUUCGACCCCCCUGCUGUCCCCACGCUCUCCUCGCUCAGAGGUGGAAAGGGGCCAAAGUGUGACAAGGACUGAAACGUCUCUUAAAUACAGAGAUCGUGUGAGAGAAAACACACGUUAAUCAGUUACUGAGAGUGAUUAAUGGUACCCUGGGGUCUCCACAAGCAGCCAAAUGCAGAGUCCUUGCUCUCCAGGAGGUUACAUUCUGGUCUCACACACUGCCUCCGCGCUGGUUGCGGCAUUGUCCUAGGGAUAUGAGUGUGAGUUAAGAUUCCCUCCUUCCAGGGGCUUACAGUCUGUUUGGAUCAAAACAAUAAUAAAUAAUAAUAGCUAUUCUUGGUGAAUCAGGAGCCCUGAUGGCAAAGUGGUUGAA